Messenger RNA from Pseudophryne corroboree (corroboree frog), 3702 nucleotides. Its product is annotated as zinc finger protein OZF-like. Gene Ontology annotation, molecular function: RNA polymerase II cis-regulatory region sequence-specific DNA binding; DNA-binding transcription factor activity, RNA polymerase II-specific. NCBI's taxonomy places the organism in Eukaryota, Metazoa, Chordata, Amphibia, Anura, Myobatrachidae. Bases 1182 to 2663 code for a protein of 493 amino acids. The record is from RefSeq and is a predicted model, not a curated record. Gene Ontology annotation, biological process: regulation of transcription by RNA polymerase II. The transcript is spliced from 7 exons. Gene Ontology annotation, cellular component: nucleus.
CCGCACGGGGAGAGGUACACUGAGGCACUUACAGCUGGGAUAGAGCAGGGACAUGGCUGUUGCUGGCUCAUGUCACCAUUAUCCGGUACCAUGUGGCUAUGAAAUAGGGAUUUGGGUCUGUGACCCCGAUCACAUGACUUAAGACUGACCCCCUUCCUGGCUUCCCACCCCAUCUCCUCAUAACACCCACCUCAGCCUCAUUAUACCUAACCUGGUUACCCUAUAAUGCCUCAUCUCUGCCUAAUAAUGGUCUCCUGCUGUCCUGUAACUCGUAUUAUAUCCUCUGUAUGCCCCUCUCACCCUCCCAGUGCCCACCCCAUAGUGCCCAUCUCACACCCACAUAUAGGUCACCCCAUAGUGCCCAUCUCACACCCACAGAUAGGUCACCCCAUAGUGCCCAUCUAACACCCACAUAGGUCACCCCAUAGUGCCUACCUCACACCCACAUAUAGGUCACCCCAUAGUGCCCAUCUCACCCCUACAUAUAGGUCACAACAUAGUGCCCAUAUACCUUCCGCAUAUUGGUCACCCUAUAGUUCCCAUCUAACACCCGCAUACACGUCACCCUAUAGUGCCCAUCUAACACCCACAUAUAGGACACCCCAUAGUGCACAUCUCACACCCACAUAUAGCUCACCCCAUAGUGGCCAUCGCACACCCACAUAUAAGUCACACCAUGCUACCUGUGACCUGAUGCUGCUCACACAAAGCAAUCACAGAUUUGUUUUGAGUCUCACGGGACCUUGACCGAUAGGGGAAUCCCUGUUACUGACUCCAUCCAUUGUGCAGAAGACAUCUCAACAUUGAGGAGUCAGAUCCUUGUUACUAGAAGAGGUGUCCUGUAUUAGUCACCGAGACAUUGAGGAUGGACAAGAACAGGAGUCACACAACUGAGAGGAUACUAAAUCUCACCCUGGAGAUCAUCCGUCUGCUGACUGGGGAGGAUUACACUACAGUGAAGAAGACAUCUGAAAGAGUGUGAAACACUCAGCAGCUGCCCCCGUGCGUCAGGAGGACUGAGCAGGACCCAGAGCCUCAUCACGGUGCCUCCUCCUCACUCACUGAUACAUGAGAGGCACAAUGACCAGAAGAUCCUGGAACUCGCCAACAAGAUCAUUCAGCUGCUGACUGGAGAGGAGUGGGAGUAUGAAGAGGAACACAGGGGUCUGUACAAGGACGUGAUGAUAGAGAAUCACCGGCCCCUCACAUCACUGGAUGGAUCCAUUAACAGAAGUGCACAAGAGAUAUGUCGUCGGUCUCUUUAUUCUCAGGACCAUACAGAGGAGAAUCACAGGAUCCUACAGAGGAAUCAGGGUGAAGAUCUGACUAAUAUUAAGGUAGAAGAUGUAGAGGGAGAAGAGAUGUAUGUGAUUGAUAUAAAGGCAGAAGAUACAGAGGGAGAAGAAAAGAGGAAGAGGACUGAUUUGAAGACAGGAGAUAAAGAGGGAGAAGAAGAGACCUAUGUGACUGGUGUUAAAGUAGAAGAUAAAGAGGGAGAAGAAGAGACGUAUGUGAUGGGUAAUCAGCUGUGUAAGGAGGAGGAAAUACCUACAAGUAUCAGCACAGCAGAUGGAUGUAACAGAAGAAAUAUAUGGCAGGAGCAUCUCCCUUUAUCUCGAGAAUGUAACAUAGAAGAUAACAUCAGAAGAGAUUCUCCAGCAGAAACUCCUAUUACCUCAAUUAUGCAUGCAGGUCUUCACAGUACAGAUCUGUCAUCUGACCCCACUUAUCAUGAGGAAUGUUCUGAUAGAGUAGAUACCAAAUGCUUUAUACAGAACACAAAGCCUAUUACCCAUCAACCAGCUAAGAUAUUUCCAUGUUCUGAGUGUGGGAAAUGUUUUUCUCGCAAAUCUUAUCUUGUUAGACAUAGGAAAAUUCACACAGAUGAGAAAGCAUUUCCAUGUUUUGAGUGUGGAAAAUGUUUUGCUCGCAAAUCACAUCUUGUUAGGCAUUGGAGAACUCACAGAAGUGAAAGGCUAUUCUAUUGUGCAGAGUGUGGGAAAGGUUUUCCAGACAAAUCAUAUCUUGUUAUACAUGAGAGAACUCAUACGGGUGAGAAACCAUUUCCGUGUUGUGAGUGUGGGAAAUGUUUUACACAGAAAACAGAACUUGUUAUACAUAUGAGAAGUCACACAGGUGAAAAGCCAUUUAGAUGUUCUGAGUGUGGGAAAUGUUUUACGCGGAAAUCAGUUCUAGUUAUACAUGAGAAACUUCACACAGGUGAGAGACCAUUUUCAUGCACUGAGUGUGAGAAAUGUUUUAUACAGAAAUCAGAACUUGUUAUACAUGAGAGAAGUCACACAGGUGAGAGACCAUUUCAAUGUCCUGUGUGUUGGAAAGCUUUUGCACGGAAAUCAGUUCUUUUUCUACAUCAAAGAUGUCACACAGGUGAAAGGCCGUUUUCAUGCUCUGAGUGUGGAAAAUGCUUUUUAUACCAGUCACAUCUUGUUAGGCAUAUGCCAAGUCACACAGGUGAGAAAACAUUUCCAUGUUCUGAGUGUGGGAAAAGUUUUAUACGGAAAUCUUCUCUUGUUAUACAUGAGAGAAGUCACACAGGUGAGAAGCCAUUUCCAUGUUCUGAGUGUGGGAAAUGUUUUACACAGAAAUCAGAUCUUGUUAUACAUGAGAGAACACACAGGUCAGAAACCAUUUUCAUACUCUGAGUGUGGGAAAUGUUUUACACACAACCUAGGUCUUAGUAUACAUGAGAGAAGUCACGGGUGGGAAACCAUUUCCAUGUUCUGAGUGUGGGAGAUGUUUUACAUAGAAAUCACAUAGAGAAGUCACACAGGUGAGAAGCUAUUUCCACCUUCUGAUUGAGAUAAAUGAUAGAAUUCAUGUAUUUUAAACAUUACAUUAGUCACACAUUUAAACAGGUAAAUCUUGCAUAUUUGCAGGGUGAAAGCAUUUUGUCCUAAAGAACAGAUUUAAUAAGAGCGUAUUAGGCAUAUUAUAUCACCAGGCACAUGUCCUUCAUUGACUUUUCACAUCCUUUCAUUAUAUAAAGGAUUAAGCUGUUAUUGUUUGUGCUCCUUGUCUUGUAUUCAUGUUUUUUUUUUUUUUAUGCAUUUGGCAAUAUAAUAUCCGCCCACUGAGCAGAUGGGAAGGAAAGUCACUUUUCAGUGUGUAGAGUCGUUUUUGGAGUUAUAUUAUGUAAGUGGUAUAUGUGGACAUGAACGGUGCCCAUGGGGAUUAAUAAAGCCUAGAUAAAGGGCCACCAAUCAGCUCCUAACGGCCAUGUUACAGGCUGUGUUUGAAAAAUGACAGGAGCUGAUUGGUUGGCACUUUAUCACAGUGCAAUUUAGCACUCUCCAAGGCUCGAUAAAAAUGGACCAUAGUCUGAUAAAUGCUACAUUGUAAUAUCUUGUGCUAUUUUGUUGCCUUUUGCUUCAUUUAAUUUUUUAUGUAUUUUUGUUAGCAUUAUUGGGGUGUCAUAAAUGUUCUUGUUAUAGAAACUUCUCCAGUGUCUAUGGUAGUGUUAGUGAGGUGCUGUGUGUGACACCCCACUGGGGAUGUGUGUGACACCCCACUGGGGUUGUAUGUGACACCCCACUGCGGGGGGGGGGGGGGGGGGGGGUGAUGUAAUAAUAGGCAUAGCCGGUUUCCAGUAGGAAAAGGUAGAACAAUUAAUAUCAGCAACAAAUGAGGUUAUUGCUGCUACAAAAGGAUACAUCUGUGUGUAAUAAAUACUUUCCAUGUAAA